CCCCGUCGCUCGCUUUCUGUCAGCCUCUCUCCCUCUCCCUCUCCCCCUCUCUCCUGCCUCUGGCUUCCUCUCUCGCACCUGAGCACACGCACCUGCCGGGGCCCGGCUCCCUCUCCCUCCUCCCCUCCUUCCCCUCCCUCUUUUCCCGCCCGGCCGGAAGGCUCGGCCCGGCCGCGAGAGCCUCGCGGCUGCGUCACCGCGGUCCCCCAGACAAGAUGGACACCGCCGAGGAAGACAUAUGUAGAGUGUGUCGGUCAGAAGGAACACCUGAAAAACCUCUUUAUCAUCCUUGUGUAUGUACUGGCAGUAUUAAGUUUAUCCAUCAAGAAUGCUUAGUUCAGUGGCUGAAACACAGUCGAAAAGAAUACUGUGAAUUAUGCAAACACAGAUUUGCUUUUACACCAAUUUAUUCUCCAGAUAUGCCUUCGCGGCUUCCAAUCCAGGACAUAUUUGCUGGACUGGUUACAAGUAUUGGCACUGCAAUACGAUAUUGGUUUCAUUAUACACUUGUGGCCUUUGCAUGGUUGGGAGUUGUUCCUCUUACAGCAUGCCGCAUCUACAAGUGCUUGUUUACUGGCUCCGUGAGCUCACUACUGACACUGCCGCUAGACAUGCUCUCAACGGAAAAUUUGUUGGCGGAUUGUUUGCAGGGUUGUUUUGUGGUGACGUGCACAUUGUGUGCGUUCAUCAGCCUGGUGUGGUUGCGAGAGCAGAUAGUCCACGGGGGAGCCCCGAUUUGGUUGGAACAUGCUGCUCCACCCUUCAAUGCUGCUGGACACCACCAAAAUGAGGCUCCAGCAGGAGGAAAUGGUGCAGAAAAUGUUGCUCCUGAGCAACCUGCUAACCCACCAGCUGAGAAUGCAGUGGUGGGAGAAAACCCUGAUGCGCAGGAUGAUCAGGCGGAAGAGGAAGAGGAAGACAACGAGGAGGAAGAUGAUGCAGGCGUGGAAGAUGCAGCCGAUGCUAAUAAUGGAGCCCAGGAUGACAUGAACUGGAAUGCUUUAGAAUGGGACCGAGCUGCAGAAGAACUCACAUGGGAAAGAAUGCUAGGACUUGAUGGAUCACUAGUUUUUCUGGAACACGUCUUCUGGGUUGUGUCUUUAAAUACACUGUUCAUUCUUGUUUUUGCAUUUUGCCCUUACCACAUUGGUCAUUUCUCCCUUGUUGGUUUGGGAUUUGAAGAACAUGUCCAAGCAUCUCAUUUUGAAGGCCUAAUCACAACCAUAGUUGGGUAUAUACUUUUAGCAAUAACACUGAUAAUUUGUCAUGGCUUGGCAACUCUUGUUAAAUUUCAUAGGUCUCGUCGCUUACUAGGAGUCUGCUAUAUUGUUGUUAAGGUCUCUUUGUUAGUGGUGGUAGAAAUUGGAGUGUUCCCUCUCAUUUGUGGCUGGUGGCUGGAUAUCUGUUCCCUGGAAAUGUUUGAUGCUACUCUGAAAGAUCGAGAACUGAGUUUUCAGUCGGCUCCAGGUACUACCAUGUUUCUACAUUGGCUAGUAGGAAUGGUGUAUGUGUUCUACUUUGCCUCCUUCAUUCUGUUACUGAGAGAGGUACUUCGACCUGGUGUCUUAUGGUUUCUAAGAAAUUUGAAUGAUCCAGAUUUUAAUCCAGUACAGGAAAUGAUCCACUUGCCAAUUUAUAGGCAUCUCCGAAGAUUUAUUUUGUCAGUGAUUGUCUUUGGCUCCAUUGUCCUCCUGAUGCUUUGGCUUCCUAUACGUAUAAUUAAGAGUCUACUGCCUAAUUUUCUUCCCUACAAUGUCAUGCUGUACAGUGAUGCUCCAGUAAGCGAACUGUCCCUUGAGCUGCUUCUGCUUCAGGUUGUCUUGCCAGCAUUACUCGAACAAGGACAUACGAGACAGUGGUUGAAGGGGCUUGUGCGAGCAUGGACUGUCACUGCGGGAUACUUGCUGGAUCUUCAUUCCUAUCUGUUGGGAGACCAGGAAGAAAGUGAGAAUAGUGCAAAUCAACAAGUCAACAAUAACCAGCAUGCUCGAAAUAACAACGCUAUUCCUGUGGUGGGAGAAGGUCUGCAUGCAGCCCACCAAGCCAUACUCCAGCAGGGAGGUCCUGUCGGCUUUCAGCCUUACCGCCGGCCUUUAAAUUUUCCACUCAGGAUAUUUCUGUUGAUUGUCUUCAUGUGUAUCACAUUACUGAUUGCCAGCCUCAUCUGCCUUACUCUACCAGUAUUUGCUGGCCGUUGGUUAAUGUCCUUUUGGACUGGAACUGCCAAAAUCCAUGAGCUCUACACAGCUGCUUGUGGUCUGUAUGUUUGCUGGCUAACCAUAAGGGCGGUGACUGUGUUGGUGGCAUGGAUGCCUCAGGGACGAAGAGUGAUCUUCCAAAAAGUUAAAGAAUGGUCCCUUAUGAUAAUGAAGACCUUGAUAGUUGCUGUGCUGCUGGCUGGGGUUGUCCCACUCCUUCUGGGGCUCCUGUUUGAGCUGGUUAUUGUUGCUCCCUUGAGGGUUCCUUUGGAUCAGACUCCUCUUUUUUAUCCAUGGCAGGACUGGGCACUUGGAGUCCUGCAUGCCAAAAUCAUUGCAGCUAUAACGUUGAUGGGUCCUCAGUGGUGGUUGAAAACUGUAAUUGAACAGGUUUAUGCAAAUGGCAUCCGGAACAUUGACCUUCACUACAUCAUUCGUAAAUUGGCAGCUCCAGUGAUCUCUGUGCUCUUGCUUUCCCUGUGUGUACCUUAUGUCAUAGCUUCUGGCGUUGUUCCCUUAUUAGGUGUUACUGCAGAAAUGCAAAACUUAGUCCACCGGCGGAUUUAUCCAUUUUUACUGAUGGUUGUGGUAUUGAUGGGAAUCUUGUCCUUCCAGGUUCGCCAGUUUAAGCGCCUUUAUGAACAUAUAAAAAAUGACAAGUACCUUGUGGGUCAACGCCUGGUGAACUAUGAGAGGAAAUCUGGCAAACAAGGAACAUCUGUGCCACCUCCACAGUCGUCCCAAGAAUAAAGUGGUUGUCUCAACUCCUUGACCUUCCCCUUGCCUUUACGUGUCCUUUUUGUGGACUUCUCGCUUUGGAGAUUCUACCCCGUGAUCUCUCAGCGUUGUUUUUAAGUUAAAUGUACUUGACUUGUGUCCUCAGCAUCCAGAGAGUAGCGUGUAAGGCUCUGCUGCUCUUCCCUGCAUCUGCCGACAUCACUGCUGUCUGAGAUCUGUAUAUGUGUAAAUAGAAGUUCCUUGAUUUCCCUAAAACCUUGGAUUAAACAGAAUGUGCAUUGUACAUCUUUAAACAAAAUGUAUAUUAAUUUAUUAAAUCUAGUUGUCACUUUA
Marmota flaviventris (yellow-bellied marmot) is the source of this 3269-nucleotide messenger RNA. RefSeq names its product membrane associated ring-CH-type finger 6 (gene Marchf6). Gene Ontology annotation, biological process: ERAD pathway. Gene Ontology annotation, cellular component: endoplasmic reticulum membrane. NCBI's taxonomy places the organism in Eukaryota, Metazoa, Chordata, Mammalia, Rodentia, Sciuridae. The record is from RefSeq and is a predicted model, not a curated record. Gene Ontology annotation, molecular function: zinc ion binding.